Phaeoacremonium minimum UCRPA7 is the source of this 1668-nucleotide messenger RNA. RefSeq names its product putative phosphoglucomutase 2 protein. Gene Ontology annotation, cellular component: cytosol. Lineage: Eukaryota; Fungi; Ascomycota; Sordariomycetes; Togniniales; Togniniaceae. The record is from RefSeq and is a predicted model, not a curated record. Gene Ontology annotation, molecular function: magnesium ion binding; phosphoglucomutase activity. Bases 1 to 1668 code for a protein of 555 amino acids. Gene Ontology annotation, biological process: carbohydrate metabolic process. The transcript is spliced from 4 exons.
AUGAGCGUCAAUACAGUCGAGUUCAAGUCCUUCACCGACCAGAAGCCUGGAACCUCGGGUCUUCGAAAGAAGGUCACCGUCUUCCAGCAGCCCCAUUACAGCGAGUCCUUCGUCACCAGCAUUUUGCUCUCCAUCCCCGAGGGCGCUGAAGGUGCUUUCCUGGUCAUCGGCGGCGACGGUCGCUUCUGGAACCCUGAGGUUAUCCAGCUGAUCGCGAAGAUUGGUACUGCGUACGGCGUCAAGAAGCUGUUGAUCGGUCAGAAUGGCAUUCUAUCCACUCCCGCCGCCAGCCAUGUCAUCCGUAAGAGAAAGGCCACUGGAGGUAUCCUCCUGACUGCGAGUCACAACCCCGGUGGCCCGAAGAACGACUUCGGCAUCAAGUACAACCUUGCCAAUGGAGGCCCUGCACCCGAAUCGGUGACAAACAAGAUCUUCGAGGCGUCCAAGACGCUCACAUCCUACAAGAUUGCCGAUAUCCCCGACAUUGACAUCUCCACAAUUGGCACAAAGACAUACGGAGACAAGCUGGAGGUCGAGAUUGUCGACAGCACAGCCGACUACAUGGAGAUGCUCAAGGACAUCUUCGACUUCGAUUUGAUCAAGAAGUUCUUCAGUUCCAACCCCGACUUCAAGGUCCUCUUCGACGGCCUGUCCGGUGUUACUGGGCCAUAUGGCAAGGCUAUCUUCGAGAAAGAGCUCGGCCUUGGCUCAGGCUCUACACAAAACUGCAUCCCGUCGCCAGACUUCAACGGUGGCCAUCCUGACCCCAACCUCACCUAUGCCCACAGUCUGGUCGAGACCGUCGACAAGAACAAUAUCCCCUUUGGAGCUGCCUCAGAUGGUGAUGGUGACCGAAACAUGAUCUACGGUGCCGGCGCCUUCGUCUCCCCCGGUGACAGUCUGGCCAUCAUCGCCCACUAUGCCCAGCUGAUCCCCUACUUCAAGAAGAACGGCGUGUACGGCCUCGCCCGCUCCAUGCCCACCUCCGGCGCCGUCGACCUCGUCGCUAAGAAGCAGGGCCUGAACUGCUACGAGGUGCCUACGGGAUGGAAAUUCUUCUGCGCACUGUUCGACGCCGACAAGCUGUCCAUUUGCGGCGAGGAGUCCUUCGGCACGGGCAGCAACCACAUCCGCGAGAAGGACGGCCUGUGGGCCAUCGUGGCGUGGCUCAACAUCAUCGCGGGCAUCGGCGUCGCCAAGCCGGAGGUCACGCCCAGCAUCAAGGAGAUCCAGAAGGAGUUCUGGACCGAGUACGGGCGCACCUUCUUCACGCGCUACGACUACGAGAACGUCGACUCGGAGGGCGCCAACAAGGUCGUCGGCACGCUGCAGGACCUCGUCGCCAAGCCCGACUUUGUCGGCUCCACCGUCGAGGGCCGCAAGGUCACAAAGGCCGGCAACUUCUCGUACACCGACCUCGACGGCUCCGUCUCCUCCAACCAGGGCCUGUACGCCUGCUUCGACUCCGGCAGCCGCAUCGUCGUCCGCCUGUCCGGCACGGGCUCCUCCGGCGCCACCAUCCGCCUGUACAUCGAGCAGCACAGCAGCGACCCCAAGACCUACGAGCAGGACGCUCAGGACUUCCUGAAGCCCGAGAUCAAGUUCGCCACGGAGCUCCUCAAGUUUAAGCAGUAUGUCGGCCGUGAUGAGCCGGAUGUCAAGACGUAA